UUUUUUUUUUUUACACAUCUAGAAGAAGCAGAGCCACCUUGAUAUGAGUGAUACACCUGUUACUUCAGAGUCCAGCUCAAGGCCCAGGAUCACACACUUCACUAGACAACUCAUUGAUAGAAUGAUCACUUAUUAUGAGAAAGCUCCUGACUUGCAAGAUGAGGCUGAGGUCAGUUUUCGCCAGAGUAUGAAAUUUGAUGAUGAUGAGACAACAGAGGAACUUCAGGACAAAGAAAAGCAGAGUCAACAUUCAUCUGUGAAAUCUAUUCAUUUCAACUCAUUGAAUCCUUCACCAUUCCCCAUCUCUGGAAUGCUGACUUUUAAUGAUGAUCUGAAUCAACCUAUCUACUGCACCGCAGGCAAUCUUAUGAAUCUUAUGCAGAUGAUGCUAUGA
This is a messenger RNA of Blastomyces dermatitidis ER-3, 394 nucleotides long. RefSeq lists its product as uncharacterized. Bases 44 to 394 code for a protein of 116 amino acids. The transcript has a single exon. Lineage: Eukaryota; Fungi; Ascomycota; Eurotiomycetes; Onygenales; Ajellomycetaceae. The record is from RefSeq and is a predicted model, not a curated record.